AUGAAUAAAUCUACUUUUCAGUCAGUAUUAAUAGUAAAGAAAUCAUUCGUUAUUUUGCUGACUUUUGUGAUGACGCAUAUUUUCAAAAUGAUCCCAAAAAAUAUUUUAAACAUGAACGAUGGUAAAAUUUCUGAAAUUCGCCAAGCGGUAGGCGAAGCAUUUUUCCUGAAUAAAGUUCAGCCAAGCCUUGACGUUAUGAGAGAGACUCUUAAUAAAUACCCCAAAGGGUCAGUUGCGCUGAGUUUCAAUGGAGGAAAAGAUUGUACGGUACUUCUCGAACUAGCUGAAUUACUUGGCGAUAAAGAACUGAAAAUCGUGUAUUUUGAAGAGCCAGAUGCCUUUGAAGAUCUCAUUGAAUUUGUGCAGACACGUCUCUCAGUUUCUCCAUUUACCAGCCUGAAGCUAUCAUCUGACAUCAGAAGAGGAAUGGAAGAAUUAGUCAGCCAAGAGAACGUCGAGGCUGUCUUUUUGGGGCAGAGAAUAAGCGACCCUUAUGCUCCUCAACAAAUCAACUCUGCAUCAAGCCCUGGAUGGCCUGUAUUUAUGAGGGUAUGUCCAAUUUUGAACUGAAGCUAUGGAGAUAUUUGGCAUUUUAUUGUCAGUACCAAGACAAGUUUUUGUCACCUCUAUGAAAAAGGCUACACAAGCUUAGGACCAAAAUCAAGAACGCGACCCAAUCCGUAUUUAGACGACAAGCCUGCUUGGCUUCUAGAAAAUUACCAGACAGAGCGGAGUGGCAGGUUUUAA
Messenger RNA from Blepharisma stoltei, 747 nucleotides. Lineage: Eukaryota; Ciliophora; Heterotrichea; Heterotrichida; Blepharismidae. The record is from the annotation of a GenBank genome assembly.